Molecule: messenger RNA, 2724 nt
Organism: Penicillium robsamsonii
Lineage: Eukaryota; Fungi; Ascomycota; Eurotiomycetes; Eurotiales; Aspergillaceae
Product: ankyrin repeat domain-containing protein
Exons: 5
Coding region: 1-2724 (907 amino acids)
Molecular function (GO): protein binding
Source: RefSeq, a predicted model, not a curated record
AUGGACCCCCUGAGCAUCACCACCGGCGUUCUCGCCCUCCUACACGUUUCACGGAAAGUCAUUGAUCUCAUUUCAACGAUAAACUCCGCGUCAGCUGAAAUACGCUGUCUUACGGUUGAGAUCAGUACCACCCGCGCUCUUCUCUCAAGUAUCGCCGAUAUUGCCGGCGUAGACGAAACAUGGAACCAUAGUUUACGGGAAUUGAUGACCAAUGAUGGCCCUCUGCAAAUGUUAGACACUCUUCUCUCCAAGCUAGAGCACCGUUUAGGCCAGGACUUCAGAAUAAAGGCCGAUGACACGCGGGAAAUGAUAAGAAUCGCGAGGGAUGCCAGAGGGCUGCUCGCUGGAGCUCUGGCAGUGGACCAUUUGACCAUUUCGAAGGAAAUUCGACAAGAGACCAAGCAGAUCCAUGAAGAUUCUCAGAAAACUUUGUUCAGACAGGAUGCUAGCGAGCAACGGAUGGUGCUGGAAUGGCUGUCAACCGUCGAUGCUGCCGAGUGCCAUUAUUCUGCCUGCGCGAAACAUGAGGAGGGGACUGGUGACUGGCUGCUUGACUCAGAAGACUUUGGUCUUUGGUUGACUGGCAUGAGGGAGGUGAUCUGGUUGUAUGGAAUCCCAGGUUCAGGAAAGACAGGUUUGUAUGCAACUGCCAUGAGUCUACGAGUGAUGUUGACGCCUUCAGUGCAUUGUUCAACAAUUAUUGAGCAUGUUCAAAAUAUUUGCAAAAGCGACGAGCAGCCAGUCUCUUUCUAUAUAUAUUAUUACUUUGACUUCAAAGAUCGGAAACGGCAAACGUUUGAUGGCUUUAUCAGGUCAGCCAUUGCUCAAAUUUGCCGACAAAGCACGGUAUUCCCACGAGAGGUGAUGAAUCUGUAUGAAGAAAAAAGCAAAAAGGGACAGGAUCCAAGCCCGGCGACUCUUGUUGAGACACUCUUAACACUUUUGAAGUAUCCUGGCAAGACAUAUCUUAUCCUUGACGCUUUGGACGAAUGCCUAGCACAGAAAGAGAUAUUCGACUUGAUUCUCAGAAUCAAAGAGGGCACUUCAUGGUUAGCGAAUAUUAUGGUUACUAGUCGCUUGGAGCGGCAGAUCCAGACUGGGAUGCAGGAUCUGGUUACUAGGGCGAUUCCUCUUUUUGGGCCGCAAGUGGACCAUGAUAUUCAGACUUUGGUCCGCCAUGUUCUCGUAUCAGAUCCCGUGUUGAGCAAGCGCCCAAUCCAGAUGAAGAGAGAGAUGGAGCGCGCCAUUGUGAAUGGUGCCAGUGGAAUGUUCCGACUGGCGGCAUGUCAACUUGACGACUUACGUUCCUGUUUGUCCCCAUCAGCCGUACGGAAAACGCUACAGUCCCUUCCUCAAACACUGGACGAGAUAUACGAGCGUAUUCUUUGCGGCAUAGAUGAAGAGUCCCGCUCUAUCGCGUUGACGGCGUUGCAGUUUCUAACGAUCUCGUCGCGUCCUGUCAACUUAGAUGAGCUAUCUGAAAUGGUGGCCAUCAAGCCUGGCGUCAGUGUUCUAGUCGAGAUCGAUAGACUGUUUGAUCCUACCGAUAUUCUGGGUGUAUGUUCCAGCCUAGUUACCACCUCGAGGUUAUCUUGGGUUCAAUUGUCGCACUACUCUGUUCGGGAGUUUUUGGCUUCGGACCGGAUCUCCAAAGGGCCAUCCAGGUUUUUUGCCAUAAAAGACCCCGAAGCACACCUAGCAGUCGCACAGCGUUGUUUGACAUACCUACUGUCAUUUGACAAGUCAGUUAUACCAGAUGAUUCUCACUCCUCCUCGCCGGAUGAGUUCCUGGAAACGAGCUACCCCCUACUAAGGUACGCCACGUUUGAGUGGCAUACUCAUGUACGGCUCCUCCCUUCGGAAUACCAGAAACAGGCCGAACCAAUGAUUCUUCGGCUUUUCGAUCAAGACAACCUCGCUUUUCACCAUUGGUUAUCUAACUACCGCUUCGGUGAAGAUGAGCACAGCCCUGGAAGUCCAUUAUAUUAUGCCGCGGAGUUAGGGUUUUCUUCCGUAGUUCGCACGAUUCUCGACGCAGGUGCUGACGUUAACGUUGUGGGCGGCAUGUUUGGAUCAGCGCUUGCAGGUGCUAGUCUAGAGGGGCAUAUAGAGGUUGUUCGCAUUUUGUUAGAGCAUGGCGCAGAUGUCAAUAUUCGGGCUGGUCGCCACCAUACGCCUCUGCAAGCUGCCUGUGUGGAACGAAGACUCGAUGUAUUCAAUCUGCUACUUGCUCACGGCGCAGACAUUAAUAUCGCUGGGGGAUACUAUGGCUGCGCACUCCAAGCGGCUGCCGCGAGAGGAUGGCCAGAAGCAGCCCUACACCUCAUCAAAUUAGGCGCAGACAUCAAUAUAAUGGCAGGGCAGUUUGGUACAGGCUUACAGGCUGCGUCGCGAUACUGCCAUGAAGAACUUGUCAUGGAGCUUUUGACAAAAGGUGCGGACCCAAAUGCUGCUGGUGGCUACUACAACACUGCUCUCCAAGCAGCUGCACGAGGUGGACAUACUGAAAUCAUUGACAUGUUGUUGGAACAUGGAGCCGAUGUGCGUAUGGAAGGUGGAUUCUGUGGCAGUGCUUUACGUGCCGCCCAAUCCCGACACAAUCACGCCGCCGUUGAAAUUAUUGAAGCCGAACUACGAUUUAGUGAUGCGGAUAGGUCUUUUCCGCUAAUAUUCAAGCGGCCUCCUAAGGAAACCGGAGAAGAUUGGGAAGAGAGUACUCUGUAA